Molecule: messenger RNA, 2374 nt
Organism: Anthonomus grandis grandis
Lineage: Eukaryota; Metazoa; Arthropoda; Insecta; Coleoptera; Curculionidae
Product: hemicentin-1
Exons: 11
Coding region: 216-1628 (470 amino acids)
Cellular component (GO): neuron projection
Molecular function (GO): protein binding
Source: RefSeq, a predicted model, not a curated record
UUGAUGUUCACACACUAAAAGAGAUUCGGCGUUUUCAGUUAAGUCGCGCGGUUUUAGGGGGACUGUGCCUUCAACUCUUACGUUUCAUUUAUGAUUAAAAAAUGAAAUUUGAACGUGGAUUUCAUUAUAAUCUUUUAUAGUGGCGAUUUGGUGUAAAAAGUUUGGCUGGACUUUGUUGUUGUAGCUUUUACCGUAGAACCAUUUAAACCUGAAAAAUGAAUCCAACCCUGACGAGGAAUGUAAUAAUCCUGUUUCUUAUUAUUGGAGAAAUUUCAGCUAAGCUCAUUAUAUCACAUACAACCGAAACCAAGUCAGUGGGCGAUUACUUAAGUGUGUUAUGUAAGGAAGAGAAUGGAGCAACCGUUACUUGGAAGGGACCAAGAAAUCGAAUUUACGGUGAAACGACGAAUCCUUUCGUGAAAAUAACGAUGCAUGGCGUUCAUCUCAUCUUCAAGAAACUUAAAUUAAGCGAUUCGGGAGUGUAUACAUGCAAAUCAGAGCACGGAGAAACCAUGAAAUAUGUAUUAGAAGUAGUCGCACAGGAAAAUUUCGAUUUCGAAGAAAUUGACCCCAUUGAGCCUCCGGUCUACUCGAAACCGACUAUAAUAAAACCUCGUCCUAUAUAUUUUACCACUUAUAGACCCCGUACCUCGGGGCCAUCGUCAUCCCCGAAAAAAGAGCAAAUAAGAUUUGUGGACACUCCUACCACUGUCACUGGUUCCGAAGGCAGCGACAUAUUCCUGAAAUGUGACGCAAGUGGUUCCGAUGAAAUAGAAUGGAGCGUAGAUGGCGAAGUUGUACCAAAAGAUGGUCCUAAAUACCAAGCAACUGCAGAUGGACUGCUAAUAAAAAACGCGUCCCCUGAAGAUUCAGACAAGGUCUAUGACUGUAAAGCUAUUGCAGUAGAGGCCGGGAACUUCGAGGUUCGGACUAUCAAUGUUACGGUUACACAUAAACCAAGACCAAAGUACGAGAGAGAAAACGUGGUUUUUGGGUAUAUUAAUGGCUACGUUAAUUUAACUUGCGACGUUGAAGCUGUUCCUGCACCUACAUUCAGAUGGCUAUAUAAGAAAACAAAAAAUGCAGGAUACAAACGGAUUGGCAAAGAAGUGACUAGCAACGAAGAAACACCAACAACAUCUGUCUUAAUGUUAUAUCUAAACGAAGACAGCUUUGGCGAGUACAAGUGUAUAGCAUCUAAUUCCGAAGGAGAAAUCGAUAUCGACUUUUCACUCAAAGAAGGAACCCAACCAAGACCUCCAACAAAUAUAGAAGUUCUAAAUGUGACCUCUAACGAGGUUUAUUUAACGAUCGAGGAGCCAGAAGUGACAGCCGAAGAGAACACAACGGGCAUGUAUCCUACCGCAAUCAGAGUGACACUCCGGCAAGAAGAUGAAAGUUAUUGGGAAAAUUGGGAAUUUGAAUUAGAUUAUAAUAAACUUUAUAUAAUUCGAAAUCUUACCGAGGAAACCACCUACAUGGUGCUGGCAGCCACCAAAAACGCCGCAGGACUAAGCGAAUACGUCAAUGUAACAUUCACGACAACCGCAUCUCCCUCUUCUUCGGCGAACGUAGUUAGCAGUUUAGGUUAUUUGUAUAUCAUAUUGUUAAUUUACUUUAAGAAUUAACGUUUAGUGAAACUCACCUCGUGCCUUUUAACAAAAUUUAUAAAUUAACUCUGCUUUGCUGCAACCGGGAGACAUUCGAUAUCACUUUGCAAAGUUACGUGGUUUUUACAAUAUAGUUGUUUAGUCAAUUCAUACAUACUCGAUAUUCUAAACUAGGAAAUACAUUCGAGUAGUACUAAGUUAAAAAAUCGAACUUGAAGAUUAUGAUAACACAAGAGAUGCGUAACUCCUUACAUUUUGAGUCUAAAUCUGAUAGUCUUUAGUAUUGAUCCUUGAGAUGGCUCUUGAAUAGAAAUAUUUUAUUUUCUCAAAAUAAAAUUGAAUUUUUAAAAGUCUUUCGCAUCCCUAUUGUCUCCAGCAGAUCUCAGAAGUUUCUUACUCUAAUGAUGGUAAUAUAGUACUUACGUUGCUUGAUCAUGAUGAUGGCAAAGUUUCUAUGAAGUUAGUUAAGAGCCCAAAAUAAGAAUAGAUGACGGAAUGGCAAACGCAGGUCAGAAAUUCACAAGUGAAAUUCAGAUAUGAUACAUAUUUUGUAAUUAAAUAAAUAAAUGAACGCUGGUCUAGAUAUGCAGUGGAAUUGUCAAGGAGCAGACUCACCGACUUCCAUAGCACCACUUACAAAAGUGAACUUAGCUGCAAAUGAUGAUUUACAAAAAUUUUUUAAAUAAAAAGAUAAACCUCCUCCUGCAUAUCUAAGUCGGUGUAUUUUAUUUAGGAAUAUAUUAAAUGUGGUUUUUGUAUUCAUA